UUUUGUGAUUUUGACAAUUAUUUCACAAGAAUUGUUUAAUAUUGAACAUAAAUAAUAAAAGUUUACUUUGUUUACGUUUUGAAACUGUAAUAAAUUAUCAAGAAAUAUUACCUCAGCAUCCAAACAUGGGUCGUCCUAAAGGAUCUAAGAAUAAAACAUCACCAUUGAAAGAGAAUUCAACACCUCAAAAACAAAAGCAAUUUGUUAAAAAUGAAAUAACGACUGAAAGUUCUACGGAAGUGUUUUCUUUAGGAAUUUUGGAGCAACCUUUGCUGAUGUGUCGAAGAUGCCAAGGAGCUUUUGAGACGCAAGAAGAAUAUGCACAACAUGACUGUCUUACUCAAGUUUAUCAGCUGGCUAUUGAGGAGACAGAUUUAGAUAAAUAUGAGGGAGAAGAAAGAUUCGAAAUAAUUGAAGAUGUCAAAGAAGAUAUUCAAGAUUCGUCAAAGAAGCAACGAAAGCCUUACAAAAAACGAAAACCGAAAUCUAAUGCUAACCCAGAACCAAAAGAACCUGUUCAGUGCACAACAUGUCAUAAAACAUUCACAAGAAAAUAUCAUUUGGAACGUCACUUAACGCAUACAAGUUGCAAUCCCGGAAACAUUGAACGACAAGAAUUUGCAUGUGAAGUUUGUGACAAGAAGUUUUCCAGGAUUGACAAUCUCCGUAUGCAUCUUCGUGCCCAUCUUGGUCAAAAGCCUCGUUCUCGUGACUUUCAAUGUCCUUAUUGUGAAAAAACUUUCUACGGAUCUUCAUUGUUGAAUAUUCACGUUCGUACUCACACUCGUGAAAAGCCUUAUAUUUGUACAUGGGAAGGUUGCGGCAAAGGAUUUCCAUCUUCAGGAGCGUUAACAAAACAUCGUCGAGUUCACACAGGUGAACGACCUUACCAAUGUCCCAUGUGCGGUAAUCGUUUUGCUGCUAAAGAAACACUGAAUCGUCAUGUUCGUACUCAUACUGGAAAACGUGAUCACAAAUGUUUGAUUUGUGGAAAAGAUUUCAUUCAAAAUACGCAACUUAAAGCUCAUAUGUUUUAUCAUAAUGGUGACAAUGCGAUGACAUGUGACAUUUGUGGUAAGAAGUUCAAUAGGAAAACACGAUUACGAGAACACUUAGAAUACAUUCAUUUAAAGAAGGAAAUGCCGUCUUGCCACAUGUGCAGCAAGAAAUUUAUGCGACGUGAAGAUCUCAAUCGACAUGUUGAGAUGCAUAUAGGUGAAAGAACUCAUCCUUGUGAAGUGUGCGAUAAAAAGUUUGUAACCAAAGCUGCAGUUCGCAUUCAUAAACGAAUUCAUCAGGUUGAAGAGCCAGCAAGAUGCAGCUAUUGUAACAAAGACUUUCUUCGAAUGGAUUGUCUUGUUCGUCAUGUUCGUGCAAAACAUCGAGAGACACUUCAACAAAUUAUUGUUGAAGCAGAGACGAAGAAAAUCAUCAAGACUUUGAAUAAGAGCGACGACAUUGAAAUAAUUUAUAUGAAGGAAGAGUCACAGCCGUCAUCUGAUGAAAUUUAUGAAGUUGUUGAGUACAAUGAGGACGAAGAGGAUGGAGCGCCAAUAUUCUUAGACGACAAACUGUUGACAGAACGAAUCUCAGAACUUCUCGAGAUUGUCAUAGAGAAGAGUUUACUUAAAGAGCUAGGAUUUGGGAAGAAACCGAUUGAUGAUGUUUUGUGUUCAGUUCUAGAGCAAUGCAGUCGAAAGCCAAUCUUAAAAAGUGAAACAGAUGACGAUGUUUCAACAAGAAUGCGCGAAAAUACAAAACAACUUUUUGCUUUAGUUCUUGAUGAAGAUCACAUUAAUUCACUUUUAAAUAAUUAUACAGUUGAUGAAUGUAUUACAAUUGUAUUGCGUAUAAUGGAUGAAAUUGUGGAGAUCUGUGGUGAAAAUGGCGCUUGGUACAAGGGGACCGCAAGUGAUGUACUGGACGAUGGUUUGAUGGUAUCAUUUGAAAAUGAUUGGCAGCCUGAAUCUAAGUUCCUCUUCAGUCAAAUUCGUCUACCACCAGAGCAAACAACAAUCAACAGCACAAGCUUUCAAGAAGGCAUGGAGAUAGAAGUCUUUUCACGAUCGAAUGAUCGAGAAGCUUGUGGUUGGUGGGCAGCUGCGAUAAAAAUGAUGAAAGGCGAUUUUUAUGUUGUUGAAUAUCUUGGAUGGGAUAACAGUUACACUGAAAUCGUGUCUCAAGAUCGUCUCCGUGUUAAAAAUCCUAAUCAACCGAUCGACAACAAAACCUUCUUCCGUUUCGAGAUUCAAGUGCCCGAAGAGUUACGUGAAUUUGCCAAAGUCGAAGGUGUUCAUAAGGAGUUUCAGAAGUCAUGUGGGGCUGGAUUAUGUCGCUACGAUGCAGUGAAAGGUGUGCUGGUCCUCUCCUCACGUCUUGAAUCAACACAAAAACGAGCUCUCAUGAUGCACGACAUGCACUUUCGCAAUCUAACACAAAAAGUGUUCCUGCUUAAGAAAACAGAAGAAGCCGCCCGCCAACUAGAAUCAACGAAACUUCACACGACUGGAGGGUUCAGCGAUGAGUUUCAAGUUCGAGAAGAUCUGAUGGGUCUGGCAAUUGGAGCACAUGGAGCAAACAUACAAUUUGCUCGUAAACUUGAAGGCAUUACAAAUAUUGAAUUGGAAGAAAAUUCCUGCACGUUUAAGAUUUCCGGCGAGAACAUGGAAGUUGUGAAGAAAGCUCGAAGUAUGUUGGAAUAUGGCGAGGAGUCGGUUAAUGUGCCACGAAAUUUAGUUGGAAAAGUAAUUGGAAAGAAUGGACGAGUGAUUCAGGAGAUUGUCGACAAAUCUGGUGUUGUGAGAGUGAAAAUUGAGGGUGACAAUGAACCGGAGCCGAUACAACCACGUGAAGAAGGUCAGGUACCCUUCGUGUUUGUUGGUACGAUGGAAAGCAUUGGAAACGCUAAAAUUCUUCUCGAGUAUCAUCUCAGUCAUCUCAAGGAAGUUGAACAGUUGCGACAAGAAAAGCAAGAAAUUGAUCAACAACUGCGAGCUAUUCAAGGGAGCGGAAUGAGUUCAAUGCAAAAUUUCCCAAUGUCACGUCGAUCGGAUCGUGCUUACAGCAAUGAUUAUGAUUCACGCUCAAAUCGUGGAUCAUCACGAGGUGGUCGUGGAUCAAAUCGUGGACGUAACAGCAUGGGAUCGAACUCUGGUAAUCCUCGUUAUAGUAACCGACGUGGGAAUGAUCGAGGUGAUGAGAAUAAUGAGGAAGAUUUCCAUCGUGGGAUUAGUUACAGUAACAGCAAUAAGUUACAAAGUGGACGCGGUUCGAAUCGUUCUACGGGUGGAAAUUAUUCGCAAUUAAAUAAAGGAAAAGGAGACUUUAGACGUGGUCCGAAAGAUGAGCAACAGCAUCGCGAUCAUGCAAGCUCAAUUGAUAGAGAUAGUCAAUCAUCCAACGAAAAUUCUAAUAGUAGACGUCGACGACGCAACAAUAGAAAUCAAACAAACGGUAACUACACAAGCAACAACACAGGCUCUGGUAAUCAUCCCAAUAACAGCACCACAUCAACCACAACCAGUACCGCCGCCGUCACAGCAUCGACUCCGGUAGAUGUCAACGCAAAUGAGAAAUUGUUAGCUCAACAGUCACAAACCCAAUCAUCACAACAACAACAACAGCAACAACAACCGACACCAGUAGCAUCGGCAAAUGCAACAAAUUCAUCUUCAAAUGGUCCACCACCAAAAGCUCAACGUGAACGUGCAAAUCGUACUGGAGGAAGCAGCGGUGGCGUUCGUAAUAAAAAAUCAGUUAAUCCUUUGAAUGAAACUAAGCAACCUAAUAGCGAAAAGCUCGUCAAUGGCAGCUCAUCAUAA
Molecule: messenger RNA, 3821 nt
Organism: Clunio marinus
Lineage: Eukaryota; Metazoa; Arthropoda; Insecta; Diptera; Chironomidae
Source: the annotation of a GenBank genome assembly